AUGGCUGACACAUCUAAUCAGUUGGAGUCUCAGGCAGAUGAAGAUGUCAGAAAGGAACUAUUUACAGAGGCUGUCAGCAAGUACACACAACUGCUAGAGCUUUUCCCAGCUGAAUCAGUGAGGUGGCUGUGUGCAAGAGGCCAGUGCUUUCUGAAAUUAGGAGAUCAUAAACUGGCCCUGGAAGAUGGGAAAAGGGCCAAGAAUCUUGACGAGACAUCUGUGGAAGCUUCGGUUUUAUGUGGAAAGGAGCAGAAAGAGCAUACAGACAAACAAGAAGACACAGGUUAUUCUGCAGUGUCUCUCUGCUCUCAGAAAAUCUUGGAAGUCAAGUACAAGAUUUGUGAAGAUGAAUAUUAUAAGGAAAACAAACCCAGAAUGAAGAAAGACACCCAGUUGGAAACCCAACUAGUACAAGCUGCCUACGAGUGUCUCACAAUGGAGAGAUUAGAGGAGUCGCUGGCUAUCAUAUCCAAAGUCAUAUCCAUGGAUCCCGGAAACAUCUUUUAUAGAACAUUCAGAGCCCAGGUUUACUUUAACAUGAAACAAUGGGCAAAAGUGAUUCAAGAUUACUGGAUUAUCCCAAAGCCACACAGGAAGCCAGAUGUUUGGAAACAGGGAGGAAAAGCAUUAAUGGAGCUCUGGCUACCCGUGCUGGCAGAGUUUUGGCUUCGUAAGGCCACACAGCUUUCGGGAGGCAAAGAUGAGGAAGCAGCUUUUCUGUUCCAGAAAGUUCGAGUGAGAAGACUCUAUGACCCCUUGACACAGGAUCAGCCUGUGAAGGUGGAUUUCACCAAAUUUGGAAGAGCUAUCUUUGCUAAAGGUAAUCUCUUUUUUUCU
Molecule: messenger RNA, 837 nt
Organism: Candidula unifasciata
Lineage: Eukaryota; Metazoa; Mollusca; Gastropoda; Stylommatophora; Geomitridae
Source: the annotation of a GenBank genome assembly